This is a messenger RNA of Pelagomonas calceolata, 624 nucleotides long. NCBI's taxonomy places the organism in Eukaryota, Pelagophyceae, Pelagomonadales, Pelagomonadaceae. The record is from the annotation of a GenBank genome assembly.
UUUGGCUGCCGGCGCUUUGGCUUUGGAGGGUGAUUUACUGGUCGCCAGGACACCGCCGGCUCCGAUUCAUCGUCAGAGCAGCUGCCUGGACGAGCCGGGCGAGUUUUAAGGGGCUGCCCGGGGCGCUGGGGACGCUCACAACACAUCCACGGAUCUUGCUGCCCCCAGCAGAGAUGCGACGCGCCCUCGCGUGCCUCCUCGCGGCCACGAUCGUGGCCACGACGGCCGCCGCCGCGCGCCUCCGCGGCGCGGCCGACGACCGCGAGCGACGGCGCCUGAACGCCCGCACGCGCGCCGCGCACCACCUCGCGGCCAUGGCGACGCACGACGACGAGGCCUGGUGCCGCUCGAACAAGCACGCGCACCACGUCAAGCCCGGGACCUCGUUCGGCACGCUGCAGACGGCGGCGCACGAAUCAAAUUCACGGCGCUUCCAGACGUGCACCCGACUCACCUGGUUGAAUUGCGCGCAGGCAGACGGACGGCCAGAAGGAGUGGGUCGACCGCAAGUGCGACCAGUUCUUCUGCAAGCACCACCAUCGGACGGGCAAGGGCAAAUACAAGUGCGAGCCCCUCGCGAUACCUGAAGAGCACCUGCUCGCGCUGGAUAACCCGGGACCUUAA